Dendrobium catenatum is the source of this 1854-nucleotide messenger RNA. Its product is annotated as phosphatidylinositol-glycan biosynthesis class F protein. Gene Ontology annotation, biological process: GPI anchor biosynthetic process. The transcript is spliced from 9 exons. Gene Ontology annotation, cellular component: endoplasmic reticulum membrane. The record is from RefSeq and is a predicted model, not a curated record. Lineage: Eukaryota; Viridiplantae; Streptophyta; Magnoliopsida; Asparagales; Orchidaceae. Bases 836 to 1486 code for a protein of 216 amino acids.
AGCUUAGUAAGAGCUAAACGGGCCGAUACGCCACUGCUAGACUCGUUUGCACAGCCGACCAACUCACGCCUCACCACGAACGACGGGAAAUUAUUCUGCGCGGAGUCCGAACGUAGAGGAUUUUCCUUGCCCGAUUCCCCGGCCGACCUCGCCGCCUCUGGUAGCCCUGCUCCUGACGCCGUCCAACCGCCACCUCUCCCUCUUUUCUUCUUCGUUCCCUUCAUUCCACCUUUUCUUUUCCUUUCUUCUACUUCUUCCCCUUUCCUCCCCCAUUUUCUUUCCUCCAUUUUUUUCUCCCCACUUCUUCCUCCUCUCAUCUUCUUCUUCCUCAAUAAACUAACACUAACCCUAGCCUCCACCUCCACUUGCUCACUCUAAAAUCCGAGAGAAAGAGAGUGGUUUCUCCAUCUAACAUCUUCUCUUCAAUUUCAAAACUCCCUUCCUACAAUCUUUUAUACUUCCUCCACCAAAACCCUAACUAACCCUAACUUUCUCUCAUUUUCUCUCUCUAGACCUAGAGGAAUAAAUUCGUUUCUCUCUCUAAACACACACACAGAAAGUACAUUUUUCUUUAUCUAGGUCACCUUCCAUCACCCCUUCCACACCCACUCCUUUUCUCUCUCUACCUAUAGAGAAUAAUUUCACUCUCUCUCUAAUAUUGAGGGAGUGGUUCGCUCUAUAGUAUACCUCUCUCCACUCUCUAUCUACAAAAAAAGACAAAAAGAAGAAAAAAAAGAGAGAAAGACUCGUGUGUGGCCGUCCUUGUUGUCUCGCCGUUCGCUUUUGUCGCUCCACACUUUGAGUCUCCUUGCUGUCGCUGCACAGCUCAAACACGAUGAUGGCCUUUAGUGAGAUCACAACGCCCAAGGCUGCAGCAUUGCAUUUGCUCUGUAGCCUUAGCCUGUUAGUUGUGCAUUGGCUCGCAUGGAAUCUUUACUCGUGGAGUCUCAUCACUCACACUUCCGAAACUCUAGGCCUCUGCCUGAUUGUUCAUGGACCUAUCGUGAUUGGCGUGUACAGCUUGGUUCGACGAGAUCGACAACAUUGCUCGUAUUGGAUGGCAGUAGCACGGGGACUGUUGGGGCUUCCUGUUGGGGCUCUAGUAAUGGCAUUUGGAGCAAUUGUUUUAGGAGCUCCAGUAGGGAUUCGAUACUUGAAAAGAACAGCUUAUUGGUCUCUUCUGAUGUCUGUAUUCACUUUUGUUCCUCCGGCAUGUGUCUUUGGCUCGUCGAGAGUGGAUUGGCAUCGUAUUUUUGCUCAUUUCAAGCCUGAAGAAUCUCUUGAUGCUUUGGUUUGUCUACCAGCAUAUGGAAGUGUUAUAGGUGCAUGGAUUGGUGCUUGGCCUAUGCCACUUGAUUGGGAAAGGCCAUGGCAGGAAUGGCCAAUUUGUGUCACCUAUGGCGCUGUUGCUGGAUAUUGGAUUGGAGGUCUCGCAUCUUCAGUGUUCAUUCUCAUCCAUGGACCGGUUCAUGUCAAAGAGGACUAACCUGUUGAGGAUUUCAUUGGUUUUUCAUGGCAGACGAUUCCACUUUCUGUUUUGAUUGGCAUUUAAGUUCAUCUCAUGUAUAACUGACCACAUACAUGCGACCAGCAUGAAAUGCACCAUCUUGCUUAUUAGCUGCAGAUAUUUUUGGUCUUGCAGUUUUUUGAUGGUUGAAUUGUGAAUGCUUAGAGAAAGGCAAUCUGUUGCAGAGAUAUUCUUAAGAUUUUUUUUUGGAUUCAGCCAUCGAACUUGUUAUCUUAAUUGUAAGACAUCAUUAUGAACAACGUGACUUUGAUCGAACUAACUUGAUUUCACUGGUGCUUGAUUCUGAUUGAAAACUUAAUAAAGGAAUCAUUCCGUAGUUCUACCUA